Molecule: messenger RNA, 3293 nt
Organism: Falco peregrinus (peregrine falcon)
Lineage: Eukaryota; Metazoa; Chordata; Aves; Falconiformes; Falconidae
Product: protein NYNRIN-like
Biological process (GO): proteolysis; DNA integration
Molecular function (GO): RNA-DNA hybrid ribonuclease activity; aspartic-type endopeptidase activity; nucleic acid binding
Source: RefSeq, a predicted model, not a curated record
CAUGAAUUUUUAUAUGUACCAGAAUGUCCGAUACCCUUCUUAGGAAGAGAUUUGUUAUCCAAAUUAAAUGCACAAAUUGUUUCUGAUGAAGGAGAAUUCUUUUUGAAGAUACCCGAGUCAAAAACGGGAGAAGUUUUGAUGAUACAAGAAAAGGUAAAGGAACAAGAAAUUCCACCGGAGGUGGAUUUGGCAGUGAUCCCUACUGUAUGGGAAACAGAUAUUCCUGGCAAAUCGAAACUAGCAGAACCGGUUAAAAUAGAUUUGAAGGAAGGCGCAGGAACAGUGAGAAUUAAACAAUAUCCAAUCAAACCGGAAGUGAGACAGGAAUUGAAGAAAUUGAUUGAUAAAUUUUUGGAGUAUAAAAUUUUGGAAGAAUGUGAAUCUGAGUAUAAUACUCCUAUUUUACCAGUCAGAAAACCUUCGGGUGAAUAUAGACUGGUACAAGACUUGAGAGCAGUAAAUCAAAUAGUUAAGGAUAUUUAUCCUGUGGUAGCAAACCCUUAUACACUGUUAACAGCAUUGAGGGAGAAUUAUCAGUGGUUUACAGCGCUUGAUUUAAAAGGUGCUUUCUUUUGUAUACCUUUGGAAAAGGGAAGCAGAAAACUGUUUGCUUUUGAAUGGGAAAAUCCUCAAACCGGGCGAAAGAUGCAGCUGACAUGGACUAGAUUACCCCAAGGAUUUAAAAACAGUCCAACUAUUUUUGGAAAUCAAUUAGCAAAGGAACUUGAAAUCUGGAAACAGGAUAAAUCAAGGCCUGGACAUUUACUCCUACAAUAUGUGGAUGACAUACUGAUAGCUACAGGAAAGACCUGUAUACAGGUGACUAUUGACCUCUUGAAUUUCCUGGGACUAAAUGGAUAUAAAGUGUCCAGAAAGAAAGCCCAGAUAGCCUGCCAGACUGUGAUAUAUCUGGGCUUUGAGAUUUCAAAAGGACAACGACAAUUAGGAAAAAAUCGUAAAGAAGCUAUUUGUACUAUACCUGAGCCGAGAAAGAUUCAUGAACUCAGAGCAUUUUUGGGAAUGACUGGGUGGUGUCGCCUUUGGAUCAUGAACUAUGGGCUAAUAGCUAAACCGCUGUACGAGGCCCAAAAGAACUCUCCCUUUGUAUGGGGCCCACAACAACAAAAGGCUUUUAUAGAGUUGAAACGUGCCUUAAUGUCUGCACCUGCCUUGGGACUGCCGGAUCUAACCAAAGAUUUCCAGCUGUUUGUACAUGAAAGACAACACCUUGCACUGGGCGUGUUAACCCAGAGGAUAGGAAGCUGGAAGCGAGCAGUCGGAUAUUUCUCUAAACAAUUGGACACAGUGAGUAAAGGGUGGCCAAACUGCCUUCGAGCACUGGCCGCAACAGUGAUGCUCAUACAAGAAGCUCGGAAAUUGACUUUGGGAAGAACAAUAACAGUCUAUGUUCCACACAUGGUGAUAACUGUCCUAGAACAGAAGGGGGGACAUUGGCUGUCUCCCAGCCGAAUGAUGAAAUACCAGGUGGUAUUGACUGAACAAGAUGAUGUGAUUCUAAAGACAACUAACCUGGUAAAUCCUGCAGUGUUUUUAAGUUCCAUACAGGAAGAAGGACGACUGGAACAUGAUUGCUUGGCUACCAUCGAGUAUGUUUAUUCCAGUCGUGAAGAUCUGAAGGAUGUGCCAUUGGAGCGACCAGACUGGGAAUUGUAUACUGAUGGAAGCAGCUUUAUGGAACAAGGAGUCCCAUACGCUGGAUAUGCGGUAACAACAGAGACUACAGUUAUAGAAGCAGGAGCAUUGGCGAGUACCACAUCAGCCCAAAAGGCAGAACUCAUCGCUUUAAUUCGAGCCUUAGAGAUAAGCAAAGACAAGAGAGUAAAUAUCUGGACUGAUUCAAAAUAUGCCUUUGGGGUAAUGCAUGUCCAUGGAGCUUUGUGGAAAGAGAGGGGGUUAUUGUCCUCUCAAGGAUCAAACAUUAAGCAUCAAACAGAAAUUUUACGAUUAUUGCAAGCAGUUCAAAAGCCAGAUCAAGUAGCAAUCAUGCACUGUAAGGCACACCAGAUUGGGAAUACAAAAAUAAUAGCUGGGAAUAAUUUAGCUGAUAGAACUAAAAAAAAAAAAGUAGCAAAGAAACAAGCAUUGCAAAUGGCAAUAAUUCCUUCUAAAACAGUAACCCUUCCCAGGGAAAAACCGAGAUAUUCAGAGGAAGAUGACAAAUUGGGUCAGUUAUUAAAUGCUAAGAAAAACUUAGCUGGAUGGUGGAUAACUCCUAACAGGCAAGUAGUAAUUCCACCUCUUUUGAUGAGAGAAAUAAUUCAAAUGAGACAUCAAGAACGUCAUUGGGGGGCAGAAGCCUUAGUAACAUUUUUACGAAAGCAAGUAAUAUCAGUUAAUAUGUUAGGAAUAGCUAAAAUGGUAACUGCAAAGUGUGAAGUAUGUUUGAAAAAUAAUCCAGUGAUUAAGAAAAAGGUUCAAAUGGGUAGACUGAAAUCUGGUAUAGAACCUGGAGAUUAUUGGCAAGUAGAUUUUUCAGAGUUACCUAGACAAAAUGGGUACCGGUACAUCUUGGUAGGGGUUGAUACUUUUACAGGAUGGCCAGAAGCCCUUCCCUGUCGCACUACACAAGCAAAAGAGGUUGUAAAAUGGUUAUUACAAGAAAUAAUUCCGAGAUUUGGAGUUCCUAUUGGAAUUUCCUCUGACAGAGGUCCACACUUUGUGGCUGAAGUAGUCCAAAGUGUUAGCAAAGCAUUGGGUAUUAAUUGGGAUUUACAUUCAUCUUGGAGGCCACAAUCUAGUGGGAAAGUGGAAAGGAUGAAUCAAACGUUAAAACGACAAAUAAGUAAAAUUUGUCAAGAAACCAGUUUAAAGUGGCCUCAGGCACUUCCAUUGGCGUUAUUACGAAUCAGAGUACAACCAAAGAGUGGAACCUCAGUCAGUCCUUAUGAAUUAUUAUAUGGAAAACCAUAUGAGUCUCCAGAACCAAAUCUAAACAUACAUGUAAAAGGAAAACAAGAUGUGUAUAACUAUUUGCUUUUUCUAAGGAAAACUUUGGCUGUGAUUUGGAGUGUAGUAAUUUGAAAUAGACCUUUACCCCUGGAAAAUUCAGUGCAUGAUUUCCAGCCGGGAGACUAUGUUUAUGUGAAGACUUGGACCUCCGAACCUUUGCAGGAGCGCUGGAGAGGACCCUUCCAGAUACUGCUAACCACUUUUACAGCUAUCAAAAUUGCAGAAUCGGAUGCUUGGAUACAUUAUACUCGAGUGAAGAAAGCACCAUGAAGAAAGCAUCUAUUCCGUGGAAGAUUGUGAAACGUAACUCAGAGACUUAAAAA